Molecule: messenger RNA, 1690 nt
Organism: Hymenoscyphus albidus
Lineage: Eukaryota; Fungi; Ascomycota; Leotiomycetes; Helotiales; Helotiaceae
Source: the annotation of a GenBank genome assembly
GGUAGGGUAUCUUUAUUUUAGCUCCAGUUGAUGACGAUUAGAGCUGACGGGAACUGCCAGUGACUGCUAUCUAGACACCUCAGUUAUCCCCGCACUCUCUGGACCUGCUAUCCCCAUCAAUACCAGUACAUCAGCUUCCAUACUCCUGGUUGCAGGGGAUUCCCUUGGCUGCUCCCCUUUCUCAAAUCAUGAAUCCCAUAUUACCGAUACCUAUACCAUCUCCCGCUCUACAGCUGCCUGUCCCUUCUGUAUCACCUGGACCACGACCUCGACCUCCAACCGGAAGCGACUUCACCGCAUCACCCACCUUGACUGUAGAACCUGCCAAUGCCUCUCCCGUGCCACCGCCUUCAAAGAAGAGACAGAAACGUAACAAGCCCACAUUAUCAUGUGAGGAAUGUGUAGAAAGAAAGACCAAGGUUGGUGGUAUUUUGCUUGGGUGGUAUCAUAUCAUAUAAUUCAAUCUUGAACACUGUCUACAAGUGCAAUUGAAAUCCAGGCCCCGAGUUCUGUUUUCUUGAUCUUGCUGUUGAUCGGGAUCUGCCUCCAUACAUUCUGAUGUCUAUCUUUUCCCUUUUCCCUUUUCUCAAUACUUCAUAUUUGCAUCUCAUCACUAUUCCGGCUCGACCUUUUCAUAGUGUUGAUACCAAUCCGGUUGAUACGUGGCCCUAGUUUCGAUCCGGACAGGCCUGAUCGCUUUUUUAUUGGGUCUUUACAAAAUCUACCUGACCCAAGAACUUGCUGAUUUUGGCCUCGUACUUGGACAAUCUCGCUAACAUUUCACAGUGUGAUAGGGCAAGGCCCAGUUGCCUAGCGUGUCAGUACCAAAGAGCUACAGUAUCGUUGUACGUUCUAAAUCAUAAAAUGUAUAAAACGACAAUCAGGCUGCAAAUAUGCACAUAUCGCAAAUAUCCUCGUGUAUGUGUCACUACAAUUCAUGGCAGGAGAUUCUAAUGACUGAAUCGUAGAGAAACGUAUCGUUCCAUUGUUGGCAUUAACGGUUCCAAAAAAUCGCCAAAUCCCAAUUGCCCUACCAAGAAUUGUUCCGAGGUUUCAAGAAAUAUCCGUAGUCAUCACGAAAGAAGCAUUUCUCGAGGCUCGGUUUCCUCUUAUACUGGUCUCCUUUCUCACGUCCCAUAUUCCCAUCCCUCCGCCUCAAACGUCUUUGGCAUCGGUUCCGAGCAUCCUUUUGCAAACCACUGGACAUGUCAAGGUGGUUUACCAGAAGUAAUAACCGUCCUCCCAGAAAAAGUACAAGCAGAUAUCCUUCUUGAGCGAUACUUCGAAUGUGUUGAUCCCGUGUAUCCCAUGUUACAUAGACAAACUUUCUACACAGAUUAUGAUAUGUUUUGUGCUCUUGAUCGACCAGAAAAAGACAAAUCAGAUGGAUCUUUCGUGGCAUUAAUCUUUGCCAUGCUGGCUCUGGGAACUCAAUUCGUUACUAAUAUCCCGCCAAAGGAGCGACAACAAAGUGCGGAAUUUUGCGUUUCUGCAGCUCAUCAGGCACUGAGAAUGGCUUCUGUGACACCACUACCCGUUUCGUUCUCUGAUUUUUAUGGGGACUCAUAGAGGGGAACGUGAAGUGAGUUAUACCCCUAUGUGACUUUUUAAGCCACUGAGUGUAAAUUCAUUUUUUUUCUUACCUCUUUCCCCUAUGAUUCCAUGAGUGUAAAGUCUUUUUUUUUUCUUA